Molecule: messenger RNA, 1538 nt
Organism: Tricharina praecox
Lineage: Eukaryota; Fungi; Ascomycota; Pezizomycetes; Pezizales; Pyronemataceae
Exons: 1
Coding region: 115-1089 (324 amino acids)
Source: RefSeq, a predicted model, not a curated record
CAUGAACUCCAGCGAUUCCUACUUUUCUUUUUCCAAAUUCCGGCUCAGCAGAACUUAAUAGAUGCAGGUCGGCUUCGAACCCCAGUACAUAAAGCACAGCACGUCACUCGAUUAAUGUCGUCAAACUUCAAGAUGAGUACGAUUAUACAGCAACGCCCAGUUGAGGAUCCCCCGCGCGAGCCAGUAUACAUACCGACUUCCCACACAUCGGAAGUUCCGAACUACCCUUUCGUUAGUGGCGACGACGAAAUCAAGAAAUUCCUCGAGACCCAGUUUCUCACCAGCGCACUGGACGAACUGUCUCCCUGGCUCUGGCUGGUCGCCACGCCGAAAAGCUCACACAUUUCCAGUCUUCACGAACAGCUGGUACGAGAGCGCGAGAUAGUUAUCACCGAGAAGGCGUCCCUACAUCUUUUAUGGCACGGCAACAGGGUGUUCAUCAAGCCGCUCCCGUCAUACUUGUUCGAUGAAACUUUCCAACAGCAGUAUGUAGUCAAAGGUUCCGCCGUCGAAAAGGCUAUCCGUGGCUAUCUGCGCUCCUACACAUACCUCCUCCAGAGUCCGUCCGAUCUCGAAGUAGCGAUUGAGCUCAAGCUCCUCCCGCGACGGCUGAUCGAGCAGUUAGAGAAGUCAAAGGCCCAAGGCGCCCCAUGGCGCGACUUCUUCUCCAUUCUGCGAGAAUUCCACGAGAUCCCCGACGACACGGUGUCGAGGCGAUACCGCUACGGAGACCUACGGCUGGGCCGCGUCAACUUCUGGAACCGCGUGUUUCGCUUCGAAAUGUACUACCACAAGCCGUACGGGCAGUACGGAACGUAUUUCGGCCAGUUCGUGGAGCCGUUCGUCUUCGUCUUCGGCACGGCGAGCGUGGUGCUCUCCGCUAUGCAGGUGGUCCUCGCCGCUAUCGACGGAUCGCAGUCGCCGGAUUGGAAUAUCUUCUUUCACGUUUCAAAGUGGUUCUCGGUCGGGAGUGUCGUAUUUGUCGCCGCGACCAUCUCCCUCAUAGCAGCGACCUUUGUUCUUCUGAUUCUGAGGGAGGCCGUGUUUGCUCUCCGUGGUGUUUUCAGACGCAAGAGGAAAAGUCAAUAGUGGUAUGUAGCGUGGGUCGCUGAACUUGGAGCAAGCCUGCGGUGGAUAUGAUGGAGGUGGAGCACUACUUUUAUUCUACUGGCGCGGAGAUGGAUAGGAUUGGAAUAUUUUCUUGCACGUUUCACAGUGGUCCUCGGUUGGGAGUAUCAUCUUUGUGGCUGCGGUUCUCUUCAUCUUAGCAGCGACCUUUGUUCUUCUGGUCUUGAGAGAGGCCAUGUUUGCUCUCCAUGCUGUUCUCAGACGCAAGAAGAAAGUCAAUGGUGGUAUGUAGCGUGGGUCGCUGGACUUGGGGCAAGCCUGCGGUGGAUAUAAUGGAGAUGGAGCACUAGGUACUUUAAAUGGAUCAGCGCGGAGAUGGAUAUUUCAUAGGUGGAGGCAAACCUACAGGAAUUUGGUGUUUUGUUUUGGUACCGACGGGGAGUCCUUCUUGAUUACCCUCGAAUACAGUC